AUGCACACGGAAGAGUACGGCGAAGGAGAGGUGCUCACGGGGGCGGAGCUUUACCUCUACCUGUUGCGCCAAAACGAAGCACAGCUGCUGCAAGCGCAGGAGAAGCUGCGCGAGUACGCGACCCUCAAGGACACCCUUCACGUCCUGACGGAGCGCAGUCGCAGACGCGUGUUGGCCCCUGUCGCUGGUGGCCUCGCCUACUAUGCUGCGGAGCUGAACGCGACGAACACCGUCUUGGUAUUACUGGGCGACGGCUGGUUCGCGGAGCGCAGUGCCAUUCAGGCCGCAGAAAUCGCUGGUCGGCGCGUUGACUUCCUGCGUCGGGAGGCGGAGGUCCUGCAGCAGGAGCAGAACACUCUCAGGGCGAAGCAGGAGCUAUUCAUGUCGGAGCUGCCCGAGGCACAAGAGGCCGUGGCGGAGUUGCUGGCGGCGAGGGAGACUGGAGUGCCGGGUGCCCAGUCGCCGUCGCAGUUUUCGCCGGCAUCCCAGAUACCGCAGCCGCCAUCGCAAGAAGCCGCGCCUUCCUCCGGGUCUGUCGCACUGGCAAGCGCGCCUGACCGCUCCGGCACACCCGACGCGGUGCGUCCCGCUGCGUCUCCCCGCUUCGCUUCAUCCGGAAGCUGCCCAGCCCUGCUCCCAUCGUCGACACCACCAACCUCGAGAACACCACCCACAUCCUCUGGGUUGCCGCUGGACUACUCUUCUAUCGACGUGGCGCUCACCACCUUCGAUGAGCAGGACGAGCUCACAGAAGACGAGCUCAUUGCGCUGGAGGCGGAGCUGGGUGACCGCGUCAACGACGACGACUUUGUGGAGCGUGUCAUGACGGAGCGCAUGAUUGCCAAGAAGGAGAGGCGCAUCCGCGCAGAGCUGGAACGGCGAAGCGGCGGUGCGGCUGCGCUCGAGAACAGGUCGAAGGCCUCGGAGGGCGCACUCGGGCCCGCCUUACGCCCCACCUCCGCUUCGGCAGCGGCACCAACUGCCACUGCUGCUCCCAGGUCACAUGGUGCUGCGUCUGCCGCAGUCGCCAGUGCCGCAGACAGCAACGGAUCAUCGGUUAGCAGGCAAGAGGCAGUGACCUAUCGAACCCCCGGCGACAUUGGUGGGAUGGCGGCGAGAUCUCUGGCGCCACCCGGCGCGCCCGCCGACGCGCCUCCGGCAGCGCAAGCGACGGCUUCCUUUUCUCUUAACGAGUUCGUGAGCGAGCCUGCACCGACAUCGUCUCUUUCGACGGCUGCUCUAACCUCUGCGCGGCCCCUGACCAGUGCGGCGCUGGCCGAGGUGGAUGUUUCGUCUGCGGCCUCCUCCUCGGCUUCGCGGCCGAAGCCGUCUCGCCGGAAAGAGCAGCAUGUGCGAUUUGCUGCCGACGUGAAGGAUACAAGUAGCUCGUCCUUGGUGACUGCUGUGGCUGAGGCCAGGCGGCCCCAAGUGGUGAACGCCCCUGGUCAACUGGGCUCGUGUGAUCAGCGUAUUAGUGCCGAAAAAGCCCCAGGGUGCACACCAUCGCUGCUACGGAGCACCUGCAUCAUUGGGGAUAUUGUGGAGUACAACGAGGGGACGGCGAAUGGUGGUGGUAGUGGUGCUGCUGCUGGUGCUGCAGUGGGUUGUGGCGUCGCAUCCGUCAUGCCACCGCCGCUCCUCCUUUCUGGCCAGCGGCAGAAGCCAAAGCGCAAAUCGCUCUUCAUGCGAGAGUUGGAGGGCGACGGAGCGUGA
Messenger RNA from Leishmania major strain Friedlin, 1713 nucleotides. RefSeq lists its product as hypothetical. Gene Ontology annotation, biological process: negative regulation of transcription by RNA polymerase II; negative regulation of phosphatase activity. Bases 1 to 1713 code for a protein of 570 amino acids. The record is from RefSeq and is a predicted model, not a curated record. The transcript has a single exon. Gene Ontology annotation, molecular function: phosphatase inhibitor activity; transcription corepressor activity; chromatin binding. Lineage: Eukaryota; Euglenozoa; Kinetoplastea; Trypanosomatida; Trypanosomatidae.